AUGACAAAAGAACAACCACCACAGCAACAGCAACAGAGGGCAACUAAUAUCUCCGGAAGUCUUGACCAACCGAAUAAAAGAUCCAUGUCUCACAGAAACAAUAACUCCACUGAAAUAGACGAAACAUCUACUAGACUUGUAGGAUUUAAUCCUUUACCUAUUUUAAAAAGACAAAAGAGAGAGAAUAACAAGACUAUUUAUUCAAAGGAUUAUGUUCAAAAGUUAUUGAGUGGUGAAAAUGAAACUUUUACAACUGGUGUUGAAUCCUCUCUUAAAGAUCAAGAUGAUUUUAAAGAUUUUGUGAAAUUUAAAGAAUAUAUAUUAAGGCAUUUAAAUCUUACCUUGCCAUCAAAACAUAUUAGAUUGUAUUCCUAUUUGAAGGACACUUAUAAUGAAAUAUCUAGAAUCUUGGAACAAUCAAUUAUACAAAAGGAGAGUCAUUCUGUUAUUACUGUGGGCCCCAGGAAUAGCUUCAAAUCCUUUUUGAUCAAUUAUAAAUUAGAUUUACUGUCUGAAGAUUAUCGUGACCAAUUUAUCACUAUCAAACUUAAUGGAUUUAUUCACUCAGAAAAUGCUGCAAUUAAUGGUAUUGCCACACAAUUAGAGAAUCAAUUGAAAAAAAUAAAUUCUCAGAGGAAUAAUAGUACGCAUAUCAAUAUAAAUAGUUCUAGGUUGGAAGACAAUAAGAGAAAAGAGAGGGAAGAAGAAACAAAAGAAAAAAGCACGAAGAAAAAUACAGAUAACAGUGAUGUUAGCGUGAACCAAGAUGAUAAUUCAAACAAUAUUAGCAGUGGUUCAUUAACAGAAGUUUUCGAAAAAAUUUUAAGAUUAUUAGAUUCUGCUUCAAAGGAAAAGAUUUCCUCUUCAACUAGCAAAACUUCAGAGACCACCAAAAUCACUGUUGUGUUUAUUUUUGAUGAAAUUGAUACAUUUGCCGGCCCCGUGAGACAAACUUUAUUGUAUAAUUUAUUUGAUAUGGUUGAACAUGCUAGAGUACCAGUAUGUAUCUUUGGAAACACUACAAAAUUAAACAUUUUGGAAUUAUUGGAAAAAAGAGUUAAAAGUAGAUUUUCACAAAGGAUUAUUUAUAUACCCAAAAUCAAUUCACUAGAUAAUUUUAAGUUGGCUAUAGAGGAACAAUUAGUUCCAAUGGAAGGAAUUGACAACUACAAAAAUAUUAAAUAUGUAAAGGAAUGGAAAACUUUUAUUCAAAUAUUAUUACAAGAUGAGGAUUCAAAAUUGUUUCAAAAUAUUAAAAUAAACUAUGAAACCUUUAAAUCGUUAAUUACUUUCAGAAAUGGUAUUACUCCAUUAAUAGUUGAAGCUACAAGUUUCAAAGACUUGAAAGAUAUGUUCCAGAGCAUGGAGUUGUUUACCAAGUAUAAUGUAAAUCAAUUACAAUCUAGUCUUUCAGCAAGAGUCAAAUCGCUAUCUAAUCUAGAAUUAGCUAUAUUGAUCUGUUCUUGCCGUGUAGCAUUAAAAACUAAAGAUGAUACUACAAACUUCAAUUUAACUUAUUCAGAAUACAAAUCUAUGGUAAAACUAAUGAAUAGUAUGAUACCGUCCUCCUCAACCACAACUUUAUUUAAUAAUAGUAAUAUCUUUGAACAUUCGAUGAAAUUGUGGUCUAAGAAGGAUAUCAAGAAUAUUUGGGAAACUUUACAAGCACUGGACUUCCUCACCGAUAGGGGUGCAGUUGGGCUGAGAGAAUCUGCAAUUGCUGUAUUCUAUGCAAGUAAUUAUACACUACAAGGUACUAACAUGCCGUUUGAUUUAAGAGUUUACCAAAACCAGGUAACUUUACAAGAAUUAAGAAGGAUUGUCCCCUCUUCAUCUAUAUAUUAUUCCUGGACUCAAUUAUGA
Arxiozyma heterogenica is the source of this 1863-nucleotide messenger RNA. It is a transcript of the gene ORC4, whose product is annotated as origin recognition complex subunit 4. The transcript has a single exon. Gene Ontology annotation, molecular function: DNA replication origin binding. Bases 1 to 1863 code for a protein of 620 amino acids. Lineage: Eukaryota; Fungi; Ascomycota; Saccharomycetes; Saccharomycetales; Saccharomycetaceae. Gene Ontology annotation, biological process: DNA replication; DNA replication initiation. Gene Ontology annotation, cellular component: nuclear origin of replication recognition complex; nucleus. The record is from RefSeq and is a predicted model, not a curated record.